Molecule: messenger RNA, 1326 nt
Organism: Nicrophorus vespilloides
Lineage: Eukaryota; Metazoa; Arthropoda; Insecta; Coleoptera; Silphidae
Exons: 4
Coding region: 317-784 (155 amino acids)
Biological process (GO): positive regulation of voltage-gated potassium channel activity; sleep; regulation of synaptic transmission, cholinergic
Source: RefSeq, a predicted model, not a curated record
AGGUUAUUCAUGAUUCAAUGGGUCUUUUGCCUGAGGGGAGUAAAACUAUUGAUUUGCAGACGCCGCAAGUCGGAACUCUCGCGGAACAGUGGUCUAUGCGUAGGAGAAUCGGGUCGAUAUUUGCUUUCUCACUGGAAAAUUUGCGGCCGAGCGCAGCGGAAGACGGCAGCCUAAGAUCCACCACUCCAACAUAUAAACAGGACGUCCCGAACAUGUCCAAAUAUUUGUAUUAAAUUGAUACCAAGGAUAAAAUGCGAACGCGUAAUUAUAGAAAACAAUAAACAAACUGCCGCGGCUCUAGGCGAUACUCAACGCCAUGCCUCUCACAUUAACGUACUUCUGUAUAUACAUAGCGCUGUUAACUUCGAAAAUUGCUCAAUCAAUUGAUUGCUUCAAGUGUAUUUCGAUAAACAACGAUUACAAGCCUUGCGAUGAUCCUUUCCACAACAACUACACCACGGAUAUUUUCGAAUCGCCUUGUAUGGGUGGUCGGAAAGGACGCAACGGACUCUUCCCCGCCACCUCCUGCAUCAAGAUUACCGGGAACUUUGAGGAUAAUGGGGAGCCAAUAACGGUGCGUGGAUGUGCCUUGGAUAGCGGUACCUUAACCACUGAUACCGAAUUAGUAAGGAUGUCGCAUUGCGGUGGAUUCUAUUACAACGACAGAUACGUUAAAGGAUGUGUUCAAAGCUGCAACGAUGCAGAUGCUUGCAACGGAAUCUACCAGACCUACGCGUCCGUAGCUCUAAUAUUCUCGUUCGUUUUACUACUGAAUGCUUCGUAAUCUUUAAACCAUGGGAUCAAACAUGUAUAUUUUGGCCGUCCAUAAAGCAAUCUGUGCUUGCCUUUGCGCAUUAUGUUCAUCAGUUACAUGUCAAUUUCAUAUACACAUUCAAGAAACUUUCUUCAAUAUCCUACAUUGUCAUGAAACCAAGCUUUUCAACCACACCAUUUUCAUACAAUUCAAUCCACAGAUCUGACUUAAUAUUUACAAUAGUAGAAGACUCCAUAGUUCAUUUUGAAUCGCUUAAACCGAUCUAAAUAUCAAAAAAAAAGAACUGCUAUUGCAAAAGAAGGCCUUAAUAUUCAAUGAUCAUUGAUACAAAUAAGUAUAUUUUCGUAUUGCUCACAUCGUUCAAUGUACAAUAUUGAAGAACGCUUCGUUCUGUAUACAAGAAAAGAAUUAAACAUAUCAUAUUCAUUACAAAAAAAAAAUAAUAUCAAACAUUAACAUACGCAUGGAUUUGAACUUAAAUUUAAGUACAAUUUAACUCAUAUAUAGACUUAAGAAAACAAUUUUCCGAAACGCGUAAUUCAUUAAAUUGU